Messenger RNA from Acanthochromis polyacanthus (spiny chromis), 1336 nucleotides. It is a transcript of the gene cmbl, whose product is annotated as carboxymethylenebutenolidase homolog (Pseudomonas). Gene Ontology annotation, molecular function: hydrolase activity. The record is from RefSeq and is a predicted model, not a curated record. The coding region runs from base 131 to 868 and encodes 245 amino acids. The transcript is spliced from 6 exons. Lineage: Eukaryota; Metazoa; Chordata; Actinopteri; Pomacentridae.
AAUUUCAUUGUUUACUUUGCUCCCUGAAAUUCAGCUUUACAAUCAUCGACUUUCACUCUGGAGUGAAGGCCUGCAACUUUCUGUGCACUUCAACACCAGCUUGUUUCGCGGAAGGUCCGAAAACAACAAGAUGGCCAAUGAAGCCAAGCCGUGCCCCUGUGACAUUGGUGACCGGAUGGAGUAUGGAGGACUUGGCCAGGAGGUCCAGAUAGGGCAUAUUAAAGCUUAUGUAGUGAAACCAUCCACUCCAUCUGACAAGGCUAUUAUUGUCAUUCAUGACAUCUUUGGAUGGCAGCUUCCCAACACUAGAUAUAUGGCUGAUAUGCUGGCUGCCAAUGGAUACAUUGCCGUUUGUGCAGACUUCUAUGUCGGAAAGGAGCCGUGGAGUCCAUCCCAUGAUUGGGCCAAUUUUAUGGAGUGGCUCCAAGACAAAAAGCCAACAGAAAUCAACAAAGAGGUGGACGCAGUGCUGAGGUACCUGAAGGAGCAGUGUGGGGCCAAACACAUCGGAGCAGUGGGUUUUUGCUGGGGAGGGGUCGCCACACAUUACCUGGCUUUACAGUAUCCACAAGUCAAAGCCGGAGUGUCUUUUUAUGGAAUAAUUCGCAACACGGAGGACAAGUAUGACCUGAAGAGCCCUACACUGUUCAUCUUCGGGGGGAACGACGACUUUAUUCCUGCAGAACAGGUCAGCGUCCUCGAAACAAACCUGAAGGAGAAAUGCAAGAUUGACUACCAGGUGAAGACAUUUCCUGACCAGACUCACGGGUUUGUCCAUCGCAAGAGAGAGGACAUCAACCCCGCAGACAAACCCAGCAUCCAGGAGGCCAGGAUGGACAUGCUCAACUGGCUCAAUAAGUAUAUGUAAUUGAAAAGUUCAAAAGUGACACAUUUAAGUCGCUCACAUGAAUCAUCAGGAAAGCAAACAGUGCCUUUAAUCAUGAAUCAAAAGUGAAAUGAAAAACAUAGGUGCUAUUUAGUAAAGUUGGUGGUUGUUGCUCAGAUUUCUUUUCUUUUUUUGCUGGGUUGAUAACAUUCCACAUUUUAUUCUCCAAGUCUGGAUGUUGAUUGUACCUUUGAUAUUGAGAAACUGAUCUUAGUGCUAAGAUAGUGAAUUUAAACAAAGCCAAAAAUGUUUAGCACUUUUGCCUUGUGGAGAACAUAUAAAUGCCGUAUCGUGUCUUGUGAAUCUUAAGGUCCUAAACAUUAAAUGGCAACAGAAUGUAGUAAAAGUCCACUUUUUCAUUGUGCUUGCAAACAGUUUUUAAUACUAACAACUAUACGAAAUCAUUUAAGAUGCAUGUAAUAUCUAAUAAACAAUUUUGCACACAAGAAA